Messenger RNA from Python bivittatus (Burmese python), 2693 nucleotides. It is a transcript of the gene MED28, whose product is annotated as mediator complex subunit 28. The record is from RefSeq and is a predicted model, not a curated record. Gene Ontology annotation, cellular component: mediator complex. NCBI's taxonomy places the organism in Eukaryota, Metazoa, Chordata, Lepidosauria, Squamata, Pythonidae.
CGCAGUCGCCCCUUCAGCUUCCCCUCAGUUACUAUGGCGGCUGGACUGAGCGGGAUGUUUGGGAACCAGGGCCCGGUUCCUCCCCCGCCGCCUCCCCCACCACCUCCUCCGGUGGCCUCCGGCGGCCCGGGCCCCGCGGGGCUCCUCGCCGAACCCCACGGGUCCGCGAACCCCAUCGGUACCCUCGUGGAUGAGCUGGAGGCUUCCUUCGAGGCUUGCUUUGCUUCCCUUGUAAGCCAAGAUUAUGUAAAUGGUACAGAUCAAGAAGAAAUUAGAACUGGUGUUGACCAAUGUAUCCAGAAAUUUUUAGACGUUGCGCGACAAACUGAAUGCUUUUUCCUACAGAAAAGGCUACAAUUAUCUGUCCAGAAACCAGACCAAGUAAUUAAGGAGGAUGUUUCAGAACUGAGGAAUGAAUUGCAGCGGAAAGAAACACUAAUCCAGAAACACUUGGGAAAACUUCGUCACUGGCAACAAGUUCUAGAAGAUAUUAAUGUCCAGCAGAAAAAACCUGCCGAAAUGCCUCAGGGACCUCUGGCAUAUCUAGAACAGGCUUCAGCCAAUAUCCCUGCACCCCUCAAGCAAACAUGAAAAGAAGCAUCAUUGAAAGGCCAGAUUAAAAGUUGCUAGACCUUCCUCAUUUUGUACAUUCUGUAUUGAAAAAUAUGUUGUUUUUGAAAAAAUGGACGGCUACAGCUGUCAUUACGUGGAUCACAAUGUAUGAUUUUUUAAUCACCUGCAAAUUGAACACUUUCUCCCCCCCAUCUUUGGGGCUGUUAUAUCCUUUCAUUUAAGGAGCAAGAACUGUCACAUGAGCUUCCAUCAUGAUACCUGAACCUUUACAAGCGCUCUCUUGUGCUCAGGAGUGAUGUAACCAUGGCAUAAAAUACUGGCUGAAAUGCAGAGGGUUAUUUUAAGUCUGUCUGCAGUCAAUUUUGUAAUACUUCCCUUUUGAAAUAUAGUCUCAGUCAUUAAGAGAUUUCAGAUGAGGCAAGAAAGAGGCAAAGGCUUGAUGUGCCACAAAAAUGAAAUGUAUGUAAAACAGCCUCUUGACUCUCACGAGAGAGAAUUGUCACAAUGGUUAUGCUACUACUCCAUUUCAUGGCACGUUGUAUUAAACAAACAGUCCUACAGAAAAUGCUUGUUUUUGUUUAUUUUCUGUCUAAGGGAAAUAGCAGAGUAGUUACAAUUUUCUUUCCCCAAUCCCAAAUCAGUGCCUGGUGUUUCAGCUUCCUACCUAUUUUACUUCUGUGAAUCAAGUUAUGCCUUUAUCUUUGGAUUUUGGAAUCACGGUGCUUUUAAUUUCCUUGGCACAGUUCCAACUUCUGGUUCUGUGUUUCAAAAUUCUUGUGAUAUAAUGUAAAAAGAAAAACUGCCUUUGAGAAAUAUGUCAUGAUCUAAAUUGCUUUAAUUACACAUACAAAGCAAAAUUACUUUCUGAACAGAGUGUUCGAGUUGGGCAGUUGUAUGCUUUAAAUAAAUAGAAAAAAUGUACAUGGACAAAUCAUGGUUUAUCUAGCUUUAUUUUAAUAACGUUACAAAUGAACUUCUGGUGAAAGUAGUUUUUAUUUUUAUGUGAUAACAAAUUAAUUUUAUAGUAUACGAACAUACAUGUUACUUUGUUACAGACCAUUUAUGAGGAUUCUGGUUCCCUAAGAAUGUCUUAUCAUAUAUUGCAUAGUGAUAAUAAGGGUUGGCAUUUUAAAAGUUGUUCUUCAUUUUCUUCCUCUUAAAAGUAGUUUGACACUUUAACAGUUGGCACUUAAUUCUUUGUGUUUGUCACAAUUCAGCAUAGAAACCAACAGAAUUGCCUCCAAAUCUGAGCUGGACCGUGGUUAUGAUGUCUGCAGGCAGUGCAGAUAUACUAUUGUUACUUUGUUUAAACAGAUGUUAGAAGAACAUUUAGGAUAACAUUGUAGUUAUGUAAUGAGAUUUUGUCCCGAAAGCUGUAAAAAAUAAGCCUGAAUUUAAGUGGAGUUGGAUGAAGUAUCCCAGCUGUUUUGACACUGGCAUGCCGUCAUUGUGAGUUUAUACAUCGAUCCCAAUGAAGUAUAUUCUUUCACUGAAAUACUUCCACUAGGAGAACUUUUUCUCUUCUUUGCAGGCCUCUCACACAUUCUCAAAAUGUGUUUCUGGCAGUUGGGGCAGACGAGGAGGAUGUCCCAAUGGGUAAAAUUGUAAAAUGCGAUUUUGCCCAGUAUGAAUUUAAUGCUCAGUGCUAAUUUAAAUAUAUUACAUUCUAAUAUAAGUAUUUAACACAGCACUGCAAGCCCUUAUUUAUUUUUAAAUAAAAUUAAAAAAGAAUCACAGAUGCAUGCAGAUUCAUCCUUGGCUAGAUUCAUUCUCUGUACUGCACUGUGUACCUAUGUUGUAGACAAGGUUAAGAGCUCAGCUGUGACUGAGCCUACUAAAAACAUUCCACUUCUAGAUACAAUAUACAUUUUCUAAAGUAUAUGUAUAGCAAAACUCCAAAGCAAGUUAACUGAUUUUGGCUUGUGAAGAUCUUACUAACAACUGGGAAAAGUAGCCAAUAAACUUUAAAUAGAGUUUAAGUGUUGCUAUUAAUAUUUCAAAGUGCCAAAUAGCUUAGGACUGGAAACCAUCAAGGGCCACCUCUUCCCAUAUAUCUAUGUGGCUCUAUCUAUUUUGCUAUUUUCUUGUUUUUUUUUAUAAUGUAAAUUGCCCAGAAUUGG